AGUCCGGCCAGGACCGGCUCGCGACCGCAAGUCCCUUGACACGGCUUCUCCUCAAUCCCCAGCCCGUGCGCCCCUCCCGGCGUUGGCUGGGCCUUCCCCGCGCGGCAUUCCGGCGAGUCAGCUGUUUCUCCCCAGGCCACAGGGGCGGAAGCCUGAGGGCCGUGGGGAGGAGCUUCGCGCGCCGGUGAACGCCCGCCCUACGUGCUCGUUCGCUUCGCGACCGCUGCGCGCGAGCUCCGUGUCCCCGCGGCGGGCAGCGGCGGCAGAGUCGGAGGAAGGCGGAGGGGGCGGAGGGAGCCCGCGGCGGCGGCGGCUACAGCGAAAUGGCGGAGACCGUGGCGGACACCCGGCGACUGAUUACCAAGCCGCAGAACCUGAAUGACGCCUACGGGCCGCCCAGCAACUUCCUCGAGAUCGAUGUGAGCAACCCGCAGACGGUGGGGGUCGGCCGGGGCCGCUUCACCACCUACGAGAUCAGGGUCAAGACAAAUCUUCCUAUUUUCAAGCUGAAGGAAUCUACUGUGAGAAGAAGAUACAGUGACUUUGAAUGGCUGAGAAGUGAAUUAGAAAGAGAAAGCAAGGUAAGAAUUAUUUAA
Otolemur garnettii (small-eared galago) is the source of this 596-nucleotide messenger RNA. RefSeq names its product sorting nexin 3 (gene SNX3). The coding region runs from base 324 to 596 and encodes 90 amino acids. The record is from RefSeq and is a predicted model, not a curated record. NCBI's taxonomy places the organism in Eukaryota, Metazoa, Chordata, Mammalia, Primates, Galagidae. Gene Ontology annotation, biological process: endocytic recycling; late endosome to Golgi transport. Gene Ontology annotation, molecular function: phosphatidylinositol-3-phosphate binding. Gene Ontology annotation, cellular component: early endosome membrane; retromer complex. The transcript is spliced from 2 exons.